Messenger RNA from Beta vulgaris subsp. vulgaris (sugar beet), 1551 nucleotides. RefSeq names its product cytochrome P450 81Q32. The transcript is spliced from 2 exons. Gene Ontology annotation, molecular function: heme binding; oxidoreductase activity, acting on paired donors, with incorporation or reduction of molecular oxygen; iron ion binding. NCBI's taxonomy places the organism in Eukaryota, Viridiplantae, Streptophyta, Magnoliopsida, Caryophyllales, Amaranthaceae. The record is from RefSeq and is a predicted model, not a curated record. Bases 10 to 1551 code for a protein of 513 amino acids.
CAUAGGAUAAUGGACAAUAUUAUCCUUUUCACAUACGUAGCCCUUUUUUUAGCAACAUACUUCACCUAUAAGCAUGUUAUCCUACCUUCUAAGCAUAAGAACAUGCUACCACCAAGCCCCUUUCUUUCCUUCCCCAUCAUUGGCCAUCUCUACCUCUUUAAGAAGCCCCUCCAUCGCUCCCUAGCUCGUGUCGCCGCCCGACACGGUCCAAUCCUUUAUUUGAGGUUUGGAUCUCGAUCUGUCGUUCUAUUGUCCUCCCCUUCCAUAGUGGAAGAAUGCCUAGUCCUGAACAAUGUUUUCAUGAACCGACCUAGACUACUCCCUGGAAAGUACAAUGGGAAUAACUUUACAUCUAUAGCGUGGGCCCCAUAUGGGGCCCACUGGAAAAACCUACGUAGGAUUGCAGCCGCUGAGAUCCUAUCCCCUCAGCGGCUGCAGAUCCUAUCGAAGGUUCGGGCUAAUGUAGCCCGAUCCUUCGUACGUAGGAUGAUGAAGUUACAAAGUAGUAGUGAAAAUGGUGUGGUGGAGAUGAAGUCCGUUGUUUUUGGACUCACCUUAGACAACAUGAUGAAAAUGGUAAUUGGUAAGAGUAACUAUGAUGAGGGAUGUGAUGAAGGGACAGAAUUUUGUACAAGGUUUGAAGAGCUUGUAGGACAAAGUUUUAGUAGGAGUGGUGUAUCAAAUUUAGAAGAUUUUUUACCUUUUUUGAAGUGGUUUAGGGUAUUAUUGGGGUCAAACGAGGAGAUAUUGAAUAAGACUAAGGAAGAAAAAGAUGAGAUUAUGAAAGCAUUACUUAAAGAGCAUAGGGAUAUGGAGAAGGAAGGAAGUUUGUCGGAGGAUAGAAAGAAAUCAAUGUUGCAUGUUUUGUUGUCCUUGCAAAAAGAAGAUCCUCACUAUUAUACUGAUGAGUUAAUCAGAUACCUUAUAUUGGCUCUCUUCCAAGGUGGAACAGAUACUUCAUCAGCAACUUUAACAUGGGCAAUGUCUCUUCUUCUUAAUAACCCUGAAAUCCUUACGAAGGCGCGAGAUGAGAUUGAUAUAAACGUGAGCCAUGAACGUUUUGUAGAAGAAUCUGAUAAAACGAACCUUCCUUAUAUUCAGUGUAUAGUAAAUGAGACGUUACGAAUGUAUCCUACUGGUCCAUUAGGACUGCCUCGUGAAUCCAUAGAUGAUUGCCAAGUACAAGAGUACCAUAUACCAAAAGGGUCGAUGCUGGUGUAUAACAUAUGGGCUAUACACAAUGAUCCCAAGAAUUGGGAGGAACCAAGAAAAUUUAAGCCAGAGAGAUUUUUGGGUGUUGAGGGAAACAGACUAGGAUAUAAAUUCUUGCCUUUUGGCACUGGUAGGAGAGUUUGCCCUGGGGAACAUUUGGCUGGUAAAGUAGUUUGGUUAGCUAUGGCAAUAUUGAUUCAAUGUUUCGAAUGGGAGCGCGUUGGUGAGGAAUUGGUGGACAUGAAGGAAGCAGGGGGUGUUUCCUUGACCAAGCUUGAGCCUCUGCAAGUUAAGUGUCGCCCUCGUCUAUGCAUGAUGAAUCUCUUAUCUCAACUCUAA